GAUUGGGGAUCACCCAAACCAACCUCUUCAAGCCGAGUCCAAUUCGCCCCUAAGACUCGAAGGAGAAACUUCAUUCCCGACGAGCAAGAUCUUCAGUCCCGAAGGCAGCUAAUUCGUCAAAUUGACCACAAGAUCAAGAGACGGAAUGCCCGACGCUGGAAAAUCGAUUUCAAACCUACCGUGCUUGCCACCAUUAUCGAAGAUCCAGCAGAAGAAGAUUUGAGUGACAUUGAGUCGUCUUUAGAUACUGGAUUUAUUGAUGGCGAAGUCGACCCUGAAAUCAUUGCAAUCGCGCUCAAGAACCACCGACAAAUGCUUCCAACGGUCCUUCAUGACAUGCUCUCCAAUAUUCCCAUACCCAUGGAUUUGGAUGACGACGACGACAACAACGACGAGCCCUGCAUGGAAGAACAAGCACCAUUGUCACUCAAGCGAACCGCAACUUCCUGCCUUAUUUCAUCCAGACCCACCAAGCGUCGCAAAAUGAAUUCAUCAUCUACGGUUCCAACUUGCGCUGCAACAUGGGCCAAACGAACCAACGAACUCUUCACUCCUUUGCUGCCUGUCAUUAUCGAAGAUCCAGAAGAAGACGGCGACGAGAGCCACAUUGACUCGUCGUUGGAUGCUGGAUUCAACGAUGACAUCGCCAAUCAACGAUCGACUCAACUUGCCAAAGCUGACGCCAUUUGGGUCAAGAAGGCCGAGGAGAUCUUGGGCGAGAAGGCGAAUUUGAACAAGAUGACCAAGACCGAGAGAGCCAAGUGGGCAAAAAAGGCAAGGGCUAGAAAUAGCAAGGGCCAGAAGGAGGAAAUGUCUGAAAAGGAAAUCGAUUUUGAACCAACCCUUCUUGUCAUUAUCGAAGAUCCAAAGAAGGAGGAAGAAGAAGUCGACGACGUGAACGAGAAGAAGGAAUUCAAACCUUCCCUCCAUGUCAUCAUCGAAGAUCCAGAGGGAGAAGACUUGAGUACCAUUGACGAGUCGCCUUUGGAUGCUGGAUUGAUUAAUGACGACUUCGAUUCUUUGGAGGAUGGCAGCGAUGGCGAGAUUUUUGCAGCACCAACCGAGCAAUCUGACAACGCAGCUACUAAUGAUAUUCCUUCUGAUGAAAUGGGAUCUGGAUGGACCGAAUCUGGAAAGCGCUACAGUCGACGACUACAGCUCAAGCUUUCGCCAGAUAAGAAGGACCCUUCUACUGAAGCUUUGGGAUCUGGAAUGACGGAAAAAGGACGACGAUACAGUCGCCGAGUGGUAAAUCGAGGAAAAGGUGCCAAUUAA
Cylindrotheca closterium is the source of this 1275-nucleotide messenger RNA. The record is from the annotation of a GenBank genome assembly. NCBI's taxonomy places the organism in Eukaryota, Bacillariophyta, Bacillariophyceae, Bacillariales, Bacillariaceae.